Messenger RNA from Oncorhynchus masou masou (cherry salmon), 3695 nucleotides. RefSeq names its product ceruloplasmin (gene cp). Bases 27 to 3455 code for a protein of 1142 amino acids. The transcript has 20 exons. Gene Ontology annotation, cellular component: plasma membrane. The record is from RefSeq and is a predicted model, not a curated record. NCBI's taxonomy places the organism in Eukaryota, Metazoa, Chordata, Actinopteri, Salmoniformes, Salmonidae. Gene Ontology annotation, molecular function: copper ion binding; signaling receptor activity; oxidoreductase activity.
AAGUCAUCUGACUGCCUGGAGCCAAAAUGGGGAGUUCUACAGUGAGCCUGUUCCUUCUACUGGGCUGCUUCACCACUGUGUUCUGUAUCACACGGGAAUAUUUUAUCGGGAUUCGGGAGAUUCAGUGGGAUUACGCUCCCACUGGGAAAAACAUCAUCCUCAACAAACUGCUGAAGGAAGAUGAACAUGCUGCUACGUUCCUGGAGCGCGGGCCCCAGAGAAUCGGCAGUGUGUACAAGAAAGCAGUUUACCUGCAGUACACGGACGCCACCUACACAAAGGAGAUAACCAAGCCCAAGUGGCUGGGCUUCCUGGGCCCUGUGAUGUCGGCUGAGGAAGGGGACGUGAUCAAGGUCCACCUGAAGAACAUGGCCACUAGGGCCUACUCCAUCCACUCCCAUGGAGUCAUGUACAACAAGACCAGUGAGGGUGCUCUGUACCCGGACGAGACGACGGAUGCAGAGAAACAUGACGACCGGGUGGAUCCUGGGAAGAGCUACACUUACGUGUGGGUCCUGAGCGACACCCACGCCCCCACCAAGGAUGACACCAACUGCCUGGCACGCGCCUAUCACUCCCACCUACACGCACCUCAAGACAUCGCCUCAGGACUUGUUGGACCCCUCAUCAUCUGUAAAAAAGGUACCCUGGAUGUUUAUGGUGACAAGGCAGCAGACUACUCGUACGUCUUGAUGUUCACUGUGUCGGACGAGAACAUGAGCUGGUACCUGGACGACAACAUCAAGACCUACUGCACUCAGCCAUCAACAGCAGCCAACAGCCCACAACAGCCAUCAACAGCAGCCAAUAGCCCACAACAGCCAUCAACAGCAGCCAAUAGCCCACAACAGCCAUCAACAGCAGCCAAUAGCCCACAACAGCCAUCAACAGCAGCCAAUAGCCCACAACAGCCAUCAACAGCAGCCAACAGCCCACAACAACCCACAACUAAAGUAGACAAAGAUGAUGAAGCCUUCCAGGAGAGCAACCUGAUGCACUCGAUCAAUGGCUUUGUGUACGGCAACCUGCCUGACCUGAGCAUGUGUGUCGGAAACAAGAUCCACUGGCACCUGAUUGGCAUGGGCAAUGAGGUGGACAUCCAUUCAGUGUUCUUUCAUGGCCAGAUCCUCACCAACCUUGGUCACCACACUGACGCGGUCAGCUUGUUCCCAGCCACAUUCACCAAUGUGGAGAUGACUGCUGACAACCCUGGUCACUGGCUGCUGAGCUGCCAGGUCAACGACCACCUAAUGGCGGGCAUGCAGGCCCUCUUCGAGGUAAAGAAGUGUUUCCCCGCCGUCCACAAGCCGCGGCCCAACGGGGAGGUGAGGGAGUACUUCAUCGCUGCCGAGGAGGUGCUGUGGGACUAUGCCCCCUCGCAGGUCAACCACGGCACAGGGAAACCUCUGAACACAGACGGGGAUUCAGAGACGUUUUUCCAGAGAGGUAACGAUCGUAUUGGCGGGAAAUAUAAGAAGGUCCAGUACAAGGAGUACACAGACAACACCUUCACCGUGCAAAAGGAGAGAACACCUGAGGAGUUGCACCUAGGGAUUCUGGGUCCUGUGAUCAGGGCCGAGGAGGAAGACACCAUCAAGGUGGUGUUUAAGAACAAGGCCAGCCGUCCUUUCUCCAUGCAGCCACAUGGAGUGCAGUACACCGUCGAGCAGUCAGGGACUCUCUACUAUAACGAACUGGAAGAAUCCUACACUGCCAAAAAACUCAGAGAAAUCAAGAAGGAGACAAGAAUUGUAACCCCUCCCCCGGCAGCGCUGGUCAAACCAGGCACCACCCACACCUAUGAGUGGGUGGUCCCUAAGGGUGGCGGGCCGGUGGCGGACGAUGCAGACUGCAUUACAUACUUCUACUACUCAGCCGUGGACCCUGUGAAAGACACCAGCUCCGGCCUUGUUGGACCCCUCCUGGUCUGCAAAAAAAAGACCCUCAAAAAAGGGAAACAGAAAAACGUCAACAAGGAGUUCCACAUGCUGGCUACAGUGUUUGAUGAGAACCUGAGCUGGUUCUUGGAUGACAACAUUAACAAGUUUACCAAGGCUCCCAAAACAGUCAACAAGGAGGACGAGGACUUCCAGGAAUCUAACAAAAUGCACUCGAUCAAUGGCUACAUGUAUGGGAACCUUCCAGGGCUGACCAUGUGUAAGGGGGACAAGGUGUCUUGGCACCUGUCUGGCCUGGGCUCGGAGGCUGAUAUCCACGGCCUAUACUUUGAAGGGAACAGGUUCAUCUACAGAGAGACACGCAGAGAUGUCAUGAACGUGUUCCCUCACAUCUCCCACACUGUCAUGAUGGAGCCAGACAGCAUGGGUCAGUUUGAGGUGGUGUGCAAGACGACGGACCAUUACCAGGGAGGUAUGAGGGCUAACUACACUGUGCAGAAGUGUAGUAUGUUCAACAGACAGUCAGAGAUCAUGCUCCACUCGAAGACCUACUACAUUGCUGCCAUGGAGAUAGACUGGGACUACUCCCCCAACCGGACCUGGGAACAGGAGAUGUACCAUGGCCUCACACAGAGUCCAGGAAAUGAUUUCAUUGAUAAACAGGGUAAGUUCAUCGGCUCCGUGUACAAGAAGGUUGUGUACAGGGAGUUCACCAACAAUAAAUUCACCAAACAGAAGGAGAGAUCAGCAGACAUGCAACACCUGGGGAUCCUGGGCCCUAUGAUCCAUGCAGACAUUGGUGACAAAGUCAAUAUAGUCUUCAAGAACAUGGCCACAAGAACUUACUCUAUUCACGCACACGGGGUGAAGACAGACGUUCCACAAGUCAAAGAAACUAAGCCAGGUGAGACCCAGACAUACACAUGGUAUGUCCCCAAGACAGCUGGGCCUACAGACAAACAGGAGACAUGCAGUGUGGGAGCUUAUUACUCCACAGUCGACGUCAACAAGGACCUGUACAGCGGUCUAAUUGGUCCCUUAGUGAUAUGUAGGCGGAGCUAUGCGAGAUCAUUUGGACUGAAGAAGGAAGUGGAAGAGUUUGCUCUCCUUUUCAUGGUGUUUGAUGAGAACGAGUCCUGGUACCUGGACGACAACAUCAAAACAAACAUCAAGACCCCCACCAGGAACAUCAAAGAGGACGAGGACUUCAUCGAGAGCAAUAAAAUGCAUGGCAUCAACGGGCAGCUGUAUGGAAACCUGCUGGGACUGAACAUGAAAGUGGGGGACAAGGUGUACUGGUACCUGAUGGGGAUGGGCAACGAGAUAGACAUCCACACUGCCCAUUUCCACGGGCACAGCUUUGACUAUAAGCUGAGUGGAGGGUCCCACCGUGCAGAUGUGUUUGGUCUGUUCCCUGGCACCUUCCAGACUCUGAAGAUGAGCCCGAAGUACCCUGGCUCCUGGCUGCUGCACUGCCACGUCGCAGACCACAUCAAGGCCGGCAUGGUAACAGUCUACAAAGUCACUGAGAAGGAAAAGAAGGGCUUUUUUGGAUGAACGCGGAGCAUUAACACAAACAGCGAAUGAAAGCUACGUACAUCUCUUCAGUAAUUACACAUUGACCUCGUAUUCCACAUAAGGAGCACAGUGACCACUGACAAUGUAUGAACUAACUAAAAACGGCUUUAAUACAGGGUUUAAGCCUACCUGGUUAAAAAAAAGGUGAAAUAAAAAAGCAAUGAUCAUCAAUGUCAAUGCUCUAAAAUACAUUUUGAAUAAAGAAAAUAUAAAAUCCUU